UGUAACGUUACGACAGCAGAUUUUUCAGGCGACGUUGAAUGUUUGUGCGUUCGCAGCUGCUCGAGGCCCUUCUGAGUGAAGGCGGAAGCAUUCAAGCUCGAGCGAGAUGACAGUUCACAACCUUUACAUAUUCGACCGCAAUGGCACCUGUCUGCACUACAGUGAAUGGAACCGCAAGAAGCAAGCAGGGAUUUCCAAAGAGGAGGAGUCUAAGCUCAUGUAUGGAAUGCUGUUUUCCAUUCGCUCCUUUGUCAGCAAGAUGUCUCCCCUCGACAUGAAGGAGGGAUUUCUGUCCUUUCAGACAAGUCGUUACAAGCUUCACUACUAUGAGACUCCAACAGGCAUCCGGCUGGUCAUGAACACAGACCUGAGUGUCCCCAACUGUAGAGAUAUCCUGCACCAGAUAUACAGCACGGUGUAUGUGGAGUGUGUGGUGAGGAACCCUUUGUGUGUGUUGGGUGAGACCCUGCAGAGCGAACUUUUCACCAGCCGCCUGGAUACCUUCAUCAGAGCACUGCCUUUCUUUGGUGUCCGAGCAGCCUAAGCAGACCACACUGUGUGUGUGUGUGUGUGUGUGUGUGUGUGUGUGUGUGUGUGUGUGUGUGUGUAUUGUAUAAAAUAAUUUUUGUAUUUAUUGUUCUCUGCAGCAUCUGGUCUGUUAAUGAAUUUAAAUAUUAAUGAAUGACUCCAAAUUCAAAUGAAGCUGGUUGAUUUGUUUUGGGGUUUUUUGUCUGGUUUAUGGAUGUAAUCAAUAACAUGUACAGUUGAUGUUUUGGUUGUGAGUUUAACAGUUAAUGUUAUUUUAGAAUCUUGAAAUGUAUGUUACUAUAUGAUGUGACGUGGAGUUCUCUGAGCUUGAUAUUUUGGUGGUAAGCAUUUCAUCACCAGUCAAGGUGACCUUGUCAGUGCACACAAUGACACUCACACUGAUUUCACCUUGACUGGUGAUGAAACACUUGCCACCAAAAUAUCAAGCUCAGAGAACUCCACAUCAUCAAACCAUUUAACCCGAGCUAGCAAUAUUUGUUUUUAUUUAUAAGUUACUAUAAAUAAAAAAAAAACUGCACAGAUCAAUCCAGGGAAUAGUACAAAUUUAGGUUAGAAUUAACUCUUGGUUAUGAGAAAUUGUAGCAAAGGCAGAUAAACAGCUUACGAAUAAUUUAUUUGGAGGCAAGUGUCCGCUAUACUGGCCUUCAGGUUUGCUGAUCAGCUGUUGGAAUGCCUGAUUAGUAGAUGGGGUGAACAGUAUUAAUAUGCAGACCACUUGCACCUCAGACCCGCAGGCCGGCUUGCUUCAUGUUCUAGACUCUUUAUCUAGACUGUCAGGUGACAUUUUACUUCAUUUGCAUGUCUGUGUUUCUGUUUAUUUUCUUUUUUAAUUUUCUUCGUGUAUGCAGAGGAUGGAUCCUCCCAAGGGUUCUGCCUUAUCCCGUGCAAGGAUGCGGUUUGUUUAUUAGCACCCUAGAGCUGCAGUCAGGGUUAGGGAUAGGCUUCCUGCAGUGAUUCUUUGAGUCCAUGUUUAAUGUUAAAACUGCUAUAUUAAUACAUGUGAAAUGAAUUAAAUAAACUGAAUUGAUGAUACCAAACCCUGAGGUAAUAAAGUAUAUUUGUAGGUGUGGGCAUUGAAUAAGAAACCCUGCGGUUAACGAGGCCCUCGUGGGUCUGAGUACAGGACAGACGCUCUGAUGCAGGUGGUCUCAAGGCCUCUGUGCAAGACUAAGGCAGAUCACUCUGGACAGUUCCCGUGAGAAAUAAUGUCAUACUGUUGGGGGAGAUCAUUGUCUAUGAAAGACUUGAAAUCCUCUUUGAGAGUUCCUUUUCUAGGUUUGCUAUCUUACCAAGGAGAGACGGGUGCAGGAGAAAGACUUUGUUACUAGUGUUCGGUGGUGAGUUGACAUCUUUGUUUAAAACAAGGAAAAUCUUCCAAUGGAAUAUAAUGGUCAAGCUUUAACUUGCAUGAUGGAUCUGAAUUUACAUAUAUUGAAUAACAUGGUGGUGGAGAUUUCACAUGCUAGUAUGUAGAGGUGUGUGGAUUACAUAAUCACUUCUGAAGACUAUAUAAAUGUGGGAUCUUUGUGUGACUGUCAGACGUUCUCUGGAGGAGCCUCAAUAAUGCUU
This is a messenger RNA of Electrophorus electricus (electric eel), 2118 nucleotides long. It is a transcript of the gene trappc1, whose product is annotated as trafficking protein particle complex subunit 1. Gene Ontology annotation, cellular component: TRAPP complex. NCBI's taxonomy places the organism in Eukaryota, Metazoa, Chordata, Actinopteri, Gymnotiformes, Gymnotidae. The record is from RefSeq and is a predicted model, not a curated record. Gene Ontology annotation, biological process: endoplasmic reticulum to Golgi vesicle-mediated transport.